AUGUCUGGUGAGAUCAGGUCGGGUCAGUUCAGGUCAGGCUGGGUCAGGUCCGGUAACGUCAGGUCAGGUCGGUUAAGGUCAGGUCAGGUUAGGUCGGGUCAGGUCGGGUGGGGUAAGGACAGGUCAGGUCAGGUCGCGUCAGUUCAGGUAAGGUCGGGUGAGUUCAAGUCAGGUCGGGUCAGGUCGGGCCAGGUCGGGCCAGGCCUGGUCAGGUCAAGUCGGGUCAGGUCAGGUCAGGUCAGGUCUGGUCGGGUGGGGUUAGGACAGGUCAGGUCAGGUGAGGUGAGGAAAGGUCAGAUGAUGUCUGGUGAGGUUAGGUCGGGUCUGGUCAGGUCAGUUCAGGUCGGCUCAGGUCAGGUUGGGUCGAGUGAGGACAGAUCAGGUCAGGUGAGGUCAGGUCGGUUCAGGUUGGGUCAGUUCAGGUCGGGUCAGGGCAGGUCAGGUCAGUUCGAAUCGUUUCGAGUUGGGUUUGGUCGGGUCGGGUUUGGUCGGGUGAGGACAGGUCAGGUCGGCUCAGAUCAGGUCAGGUCAUGUCAGGUCGGGUUAGGUCGGAUGAGGUCAAGUCAGGUUGGGUCAGAGCGGGCCAGGCCUGGUCAGGUGAUAUCUGGCGAGGUCAGGUCGUGUCAGGUCAGGUCAGGUCAGGUCGGCUCAGAUCAGGUUGGGUCGGGUGAAGACAGGUCAGGUCCGGUGAAUUCGGGUAAGGUCGGGUCUGCUCAGGUCAGGUCGGGUGAAGACAGGUCAGAUCGGUUGAGGUUAGGUCAGGUCGGGUCUUGUCAGGUCAGGCCGGGUCAGGUCAGGUUAAGGCCGGGUCGGGUCGGGUGA
Macrosteles quadrilineatus (aster leafhopper) is the source of this 822-nucleotide messenger RNA. RefSeq lists its product as uncharacterized. Bases 1 to 822 code for a protein of 273 amino acids. NCBI's taxonomy places the organism in Eukaryota, Metazoa, Arthropoda, Insecta, Hemiptera, Cicadellidae. The record is from RefSeq and is a predicted model, not a curated record. The transcript has 4 exons.